Molecule: messenger RNA, 849 nt
Organism: Fusarium redolens
Lineage: Eukaryota; Fungi; Ascomycota; Sordariomycetes; Hypocreales; Nectriaceae
Product: ML domain-containing protein
Exons: 3
Coding region: 139-681 (180 amino acids)
Biological process (GO): intracellular sterol transport
Molecular function (GO): sterol binding
Source: RefSeq, a predicted model, not a curated record
AUCCAACCAUUCUGCCCUGAUAACGACCUCUCUCAUCAUCUUCACACGACUUCCAUCAUCUAAUUAUUGCUUCGUAUCAUUUUCGUAAACAUCACAACAUACAACAACCCAUCGCAUCUCGCGAGAUAACACCGCGCGAUGAGAUUCUCUACCGUCACCGCAUGUCUGACGGCAUGCCUGGCCCCAGCGGCUGCUCUGAGCGUUCUCAAUGGCAAGGCUCCCGAUGUUACCAUCAGCGACGACCUCAAGAUUCCUGGCGACUCUCCCCUCGAACUGUGUCCCGGAGACCAUACUGCCGACCUGAUCCGGAUUGACAAGGUCGACCUUGCUCCUAACCCUCCCAAAGCUGGCCAGGAACUCUUGAUCAAGGCAAAGGGAGUGGUCAAACAGAAGAUUGAGCAGGACGCCUAUGUUCUCUUGACUGUCAAGUAUGGCCUUAUUCGUCUUAUUAGCACCAAGGCCGAUCUUUGCGAGCAGAUUGGCAAUGUCGACCUGAAGUGUCCAGUCGAGGCUGGUGAAGUCGAGAUCACCAAGACCGUAGACCUUCCUGCUGAGAUCCCUCCCGGCAAAUACACCGUUCUGGCCGACGUCUUCACCGCCGAUGAUGUUCAAAUUACCUGCCUCACAGCAACUGUCACUUUCUCUCGUAGCAGCAAGGGCUUCUUUGGCAGCGAUCUGUAAUUGACAUUAUGGCGCAUUCAUAACAUACAUAUGAUGGCAUGAAUUACCGUUGGGCACGUUCUCAUGGGUUUCUCGGUUAAACGUUUGGUUUGGCGAAGUUUCUUGCUCUUCCUGAGCAACCUGCAGCGGCUUUAGAUCUAUUUAGCAUAUCUGAUAAUGAGUCCAUUG